AUUAUUUUAAUUUUUGCUUUAAAACAUAUUUCCAGAAUUUUCCAAAACAGAUUACUGUUGUAUGGGGGAGUGGACAGACAGACAUCUUAAAACCAGUGGAGUGAAAUGAUAGGAUUUCUUCAUGGGGGGGGGUCCUGUUUUACCCAAGUCAGUUCCUAAAACUGGGCAGGAAACACAGGCCAUGGAUCCUCCACCCAGCCUCACAUCCAGCCAGCGCCCACCCAGAACACGGGCACCGAUUUGACUGGCAUGUAGUCCGGUUGGAUGCCUUCUUUCCAGUUCCCCAAGUGGUUGUCAGCAGGGUGAGAAGCGAGACUCAAAUCAAGCCUGCACCCCAACUCACCUCCACGAGGAUGAGACACCCCCUCACAGAGCUUCUGACGGUUUAUAUUAUCUGUGCUGCAAUAAAGCCUUUGAUGUCAGGGCUCUGGUUCGGGUUUCCACGGCGACCUGGGAAAGACCUCACACCAGAGGUCCACUGAGGGUCUGUGAGUGGCACCUGACUGUGACCUGAGACUUCCUGUCUGGGUGAGGGCACAAAGACCAGGAGCUUCUGAACACCAAGGGCUGAGGGAAGGGCUGGAUACUCAUUGGUGUGACCUUCCAGGGCGGAAGAAAUGGCUAUCUCCAGGCUGUGGCGGAGCAACUGCCUGCCCUUCGUAGGCAUCAUGAUCCUCGUGGCUGUGACUCUGAUGUUCUAUGCGCUCCUCUGGAAGGCUGGCAACCUCGCCGACCUGCCUAACCUGAGAAUCGGCUUCUACAACUUCUGUCUGUGGAAGGAGGACACUGGCUCCCUACAGUGCUACAACUUUCCUGAGCUGGAAGCGCUGGGGGUUCCUCAGAUUGGCCUAGCCCUGGCCAGGCUGGGUGUGUACGGAGCCCUGGUCCUCAUGAUCUUUGUCCCUCUGCCUCUCCUCCUUGCCCAGUGCAACGGCAAUGAGGGAGAGCAGCAGCUGGCAGCGGGCUUCCUGGUGGCAUCCUCCGUCCUGCUGGCCAGUGGACUGAGCCUCUUCCUCUCCUACGUGUGGAAGUGGGUCAGGCUCGCCUUGCUGGAGCCCAGCUUUCUAGCUCUGUGCUUAGCCCACGCCUUGCUCAUCUUCCUGCUUAUGGCUACCAUUAUGUUCCCUCCGCAGGAAAAGAAGGACAAGAGCAAGCGGGAGAGCUGUUAGUCCAGCCUAAAGGCUUAUGGGAUUGCAAGGGUUCAAUUCCGACUACGCACCCAGGAGGUGCCAGAGAACCUGUGACUGGGUGGGUCUUCUCAACCACCUUGUUUCAUAGCUAAUGCUGAUCUCAAGCUCGGGCAGAUGGAACCACCCACUGAACGGUAGGGCUGCAGUGUCAGGGAGCCCGGAGGCAGCACGGAUGGCCGGCGUACUUGCUGCCUCUUAGUGUCCUUCCUUUCUCUGGAGGACUCGGAAACCACGCAGCUCAUCAGCACAAGGAUCCAUGCUUUUGUCAGACAAUCUGAACAGCUCAGGCAGGUAGGAGCCUGAUUGUCAGAGGCCAGAUUUCCAAGCUGGCUGGCAAAAGUGCCCAACAAGAACUCGGUGAAGGUUUACGGCGACAAACGGGAUGGCCGGAAGAAACCGCUUUAACGUCAAGCCCUGCUGGCCAGCUUCUGUUCCUCUAGUGUGAUGCCCCACACCAGAACUCCAGCCCCUGAGGUCCAGGAACAACCUCAAAGGGACUCCGCUAGGAAACACAGGGCACAAGAGAAUCCUUGCUAACUUCGUGGGGUCCCCUGAACAGGCCCCUGGACCUGACGCCAGAGAGGAGCCAGCUGUCAAACCACGGUUGUGACCCAGGAAAGGAAAUGCAAGAUGUGCCAUAGCCUGGACUGAAUAACUGCACACCAACACACACCGCACCCCCAAAAGGCAGAAGUGCGGUCCUUAUUACACCCAGGCGCAUCAUUAUAUAGUUUUCAAUGUUUGUACAGCACAAAACCUAUGAGUUCUUCAUUCUGUGCUCAUCAGAGCCACCGUGAAUACAAAGAAACGUGGA
This is a messenger RNA of Myodes glareolus (Bank vole), 2004 nucleotides long. The record is from RefSeq and is a predicted model, not a curated record. Lineage: Eukaryota; Metazoa; Chordata; Mammalia; Rodentia; Cricetidae.